AUGUCAGUGGAACCAAAAAGAGCAUUUGAAGAUCCGUACACGAUUUGGGAUACUGUCAAGAGAUUCCAUGUUGGAUGGAAAUUCUUUGGAUUGGCUCACUUUUCAGUCGAUGGAAAAAUCGAAAAUGGAAAAAUAAAAUUGGAGAUAUUUGAUAUUUUAGCAGCAAUUAUUAGUAAUUCGAUAGUUUUGUACAUCGUUUACUUGAAUUAUAGUCAAGACUUGACAAUCAUAUCGACCACAUCUGGAGUAAUUAACUUGGGCAGUCGAAUGGUUUUAAUUUAUGAAAUUGGAAAUGUUUUUACAACCGCAGUAAUUAUGAUGCUUAAAAGAUAUGACGUUUGGGGUAUAUUUUAUAGAUGUCAUAAGCUGGAUGAGGAACUCAAGACAUUGACAAUGUUUACUGAUCACAAGAAGCAGCAGAAAAAUUUGUUGAUCAUUAUUGGACUUUGUUUAUUGCUCUUCUUUUUGAUGGCUGGAGUUACAGACCCAAAACGUGCUCCAUACCUAAUUUUAUCUUACAUGACUAUCAAUGCAUCCAUGACAGUCACUUUACUCACUUCAGCAUUCCUGCUUUACUCAAUUUUCAUCCGAUUUCGUCUCAUCAAUGACUCAAUCAAGAAGUUCUUUGUCACUGAAGAGGAAGACGAGCCUAGAAAAGAAAAACAAUCCAAAGUUUUAUGUAAAAUUGUUGCAAAGCUUGCUGACUUGCAUGACAGUCUAGUUGAUAUAGUUGGUAGCUUCAACUACUGCUUCUCAUUCACACUGAUGCAUGUCGUUGCUGGAAUGUUUUUGACAGACAUUUUUAGUAUUUUUGCAAUUUAUCGAGUCUUUGUGCGCUAUGACUACUCGCAAUGGGAAGCAGCUGUGAUUCAGUAUGUUUGGAACUUGUACUUUUUAGUUUAUGGAUUCAUAAUUGUGAUGCUUGGAAGUUUAGUGACUAGAACUGGGAAGUAUACAGCUGUCAUGGUCCAUAAAGCUGUCAAUUACAUUGAUGACGAUGAUGAUCCGAUUAUUGAUGUUCUGAAAAUGUUUUCACAACAAAUGCAACAUCGAGCACCAGUUGUGACCUGUGGCUUGUUUACUUUCGACUUUACAUUGUUAUUUACGAUUAUUGGAGCAACAGCUACGUACAUUGUCAUUUUAAUUCAAUUCGAUACGGACGUUUCUGUUUCGAAUAAAAAUGUGACAUCGAUGUUUUCGAAUAUUUCAUAUACAACUGAAAUGAUGGAAUUGUAA
Chironomus riparius is the source of this 1236-nucleotide messenger RNA. Lineage: Eukaryota; Metazoa; Arthropoda; Insecta; Diptera; Chironomidae. The record is from the annotation of a GenBank genome assembly.